CGAUAGGAAUAGUUGAGAAAGACAACCAAGGAACGAAGAAGCGAUAUAUUUAGUUUGUUGAAGCAAACACAGCCUUAUUGGAGUCGUUAGCAAGAAACCACAGCGUUGAUUUUCUUCUAUUUUUGGAUCACCUUAACGAGGUUUAGUUUUCUCAAUCAUAUACAAUCCAAUUCGUAAGCCUUAAGGUUGAGUUUCAAAAUUUUUUUUAAUCGGCCAAGAAAUUUCUUCGCUGAUAACAAGUAAAUUAUCAGAACCGCUUUGUAUCUCUUUCCCUGCUUUUUUAAGGAAAGAUUGUCUGCAAUCUGAGGUUUUUCUCUUUUCCUAAAUUCAAGAAGAAUGGCGUCAAAGAGCUACUUCAAACAAGAGCACGAUCUUGAGAAGAGAAGAGCUGAGGCUGCUAGAAUCAGGGAGAAAUACCCAGACCGUAUCCCUGUGAUUGUGGAGAAGGCAGAAAGAAGUGAUAUUCCAAGUAUUGACAAGAAGAAGUACCUUGUACCCGCUGAUCUGACAGUUGGACAAUUUGUCUAUGUUAUCCGCAAAAGGAUUAAAUUAAGUGCAGAAAAGGCAAUAUUUAUCUUUGUGGACAACGUGCUUCCACCUACUGGAGCAAUUAUGUCUGCUAUAUAUGAGGAGAAGAAGGAAGAGGAUGGUUUUCUUUAUGUUACAUACAGUGGGGAGAACACCUUUGGGGAUCUGACUUCUCACUAGCAUUCUAAAGAUUGGCACAAUAAUAAUCUGAUAAUGAUUGCUUCGUCAUUGACCAGUCUCAUAAAUUUGUAUCGGUACUCGAUAUCAAACGACAUUGCUCUCAAUACUAUGUACAGCUGUAUAUAAAUUCUAAGAAGAACCUGUUAAUGUUAAAAGUUUCCUCCUUUUCAUUAUUGCAA
Vigna unguiculata (cowpea) is the source of this 887-nucleotide messenger RNA. RefSeq names its product autophagy-related protein 8f-like. The record is from RefSeq and is a predicted model, not a curated record. NCBI's taxonomy places the organism in Eukaryota, Viridiplantae, Streptophyta, Magnoliopsida, Fabales, Fabaceae.